AUGGGGAAGGAGAAGGUGCACAUCAACAUUGUGGUCAUUGGUCAUGUUGACUCCGGAAAGUCAACCACCACGGGGCAUCUGAUCUACAAGCUCGGCGGCAUCGACAAGCGUGUGAUUGAGAGAUUCGAGAAAGAAGCCGCUGAAAUGAACAAGAGGUCGUUCAAGUACGCCUGGGUACUCGACAAGCUCAAGGCCGAGCGCGAGCGUGGCAUCACCAUCGACAUUGCCCUCUGGAAGUUCGAGACCACGAAAUACUACUGCACCGUCAUCGACGCCCCCGGGCAUCGCGACUUCAUCAAGAACAUGAUCACCGGAACUUCUCAGGCGGAUUGUGCAGUCCUCAUCAUCGACUCCACUACCGGCGGCUUCGAAGCUGGCAUCUCCAAGGACGGUCAGACCCGCGAGCAUGCCCUCCUCGCCUUCACUCUCGGCGUCAGGCAGAUGAUCUGCUGCUGCAACAAGGUAACACACUCCUAUCCUCUCCCCCUUUAAACACGACCUUUGUUUCAUUGAUUCAUUCUUUCUUUCUUUCUGCCUGAGAAGAUGGACGCGACGACGCCCAAGUACUCAAAGGCGAGGUACGACGAGAUCGUGAAGGAGGUCUCCUCCUACCUGAAGAAGGUGGGCUACAACCCGGAGAAGAUCCCCUUCGUCCCAAUCUCCGGCUUCGAGGGCGACAACAUGAUCCAGAGGUCUACCAACCUGGACUGGUACAAAGGCCCCACCCUCCUGGACGCCCUGGACAUGAUCCAAGAACCCAAGCGCCCCUCGGACAAGCCCCUCCGCCUUCCCCUGCAAGACGUCUACAAGAUCGGCGGCAUCGGCACAGUCCCCGUGGGCCGCGUCGAGACGGGCGUGCUCAAACCCGGCAUGGUCGUCACCUUCGGCCCCACCGGCCUCACCACCGAAGUCAAGUCCGUGGAGAUGCACCACGAGGCCCUCCAAGAAGCCCUCCCAGGCGACAACGUGGGCUUCAACGUGAAGAACAUCGCCGUGAAGGACCUGAAGCGAGGGUACGUGGCCUCCAACUCCAAGGACGACCCGGCCAAGGAAGCGGCCAACUUCACCGCCCAGGUGAUCAUCAUGAACCACCCGGGGCAGAUCAGCAACGGCUACACGCCAGUGCUUGACUGCCACACCUCCCACAUCGCCGUCAAGUUCGCGGAGAUCCUCACCAAGAUCGACCGCCGCUCCGGCAAGGAGCUGGAGAAGGAGCCCAAGUUCUUGAAGAACGGGGACGCUGGGUUUGUGAAGAUGAUCCCUUCCAAGCCCAUGGUGGUGGAGACCUUCUCCGACUACCCUCCGCUGGGGCGCUUCGCCGUGCGGGACAUGCGCCAGACCGUCGCCGUCGGCGUGAUCAAGAGCGUCGAGAAGAAGGACCCUUCCGGCGCCAAGGUCACCAAGUCCGCCGUUAAGAAAAAGUGA
Molecule: messenger RNA, 1425 nt
Organism: Spirodela intermedia
Lineage: Eukaryota; Viridiplantae; Streptophyta; Magnoliopsida; Alismatales; Araceae
Source: the annotation of a GenBank genome assembly